Paramecium pentaurelia is the source of this 897-nucleotide messenger RNA. The record is from the annotation of a GenBank genome assembly. Lineage: Eukaryota; Ciliophora; Oligohymenophorea; Peniculida; Parameciidae.
AUGAAACAAUAACCCUAUUUCAUAAGACCUCCUCCUAAUCUUUCAUCUCGUCAUUCAGCCAAUAAAAAUAGCUUCACCAAUAAAAUAGAAACUCCCUCUAAUAGUCAAGGAGCAAGACGAAAGACUCCAAUAAUAUCUCAACCAUUACAUUCUCCUGUUCAUCUUAAGGAUCUGUAUACUUUGUUUAUAUUAAGAUAUCGGAAUCAAGUAGCUAAAACAAUUCCUACACUUAAUUCACCACUUCCAGAAGGAUCCAUAACUAAGUUUAAAAUAAUAAAUGAUUUUUCUGUGUAUAAGAUGCCUACAGCAAGAAGACUUAAAUCAGAUGAACAAGUUACAACACCUAAAUAAAAUAAGAAAUUAUAGAGUCAUCAUAUGAAUAACAUUAAAUUGAGAACAGAAAGAAAACUAAAUUAUACUCCUGUUGUAAAAAUGAAGACAGAACCUAAUGAUGUCCAUACUCAUUCUAUAUCAAAAUAAGAUGAAUCUUAAGAAAUACUCUUUCGUUUACAUAGACAAUCAAUUCCAACAGAACCUAAUGAUAAAUUAUCUUCAAUCUUAGGCCAUCAACUUACUCGAAGUAUUAAGAAAAUUGAUUCUAAAGACAAAUCUAAUCAAAUUUUUAUUAAAUUAGAUUAAGAUAGUCAAUUCCUAUAAGAUACUAAAGAAAAUAAAUAAAAUGUUCAUUAAUACAAUUCAUAAACCAAAGAGAAAAUUUUAGACUUGUUAUGUCUUUCAACAUAAGAUUUAAAAAGGAAAUUUGCAGAAUUAAAUAAAGUUGGCAACUCUAAAAUAAAUACUAGACAAUCAAAUAAAUUAUUAAUCCCUAAAGGUGGCAGAACUAAAUUCCCAACAGAUUUUUUUAAUGCUCUUUUACCUAAUUCAAUUUUACAUUGA